GGGGUUGUGGUCCAAGGUGCGUUACACGGCAAAAUUUGACAAGUCGGUCGAAUUGUUGUUUUUCUUUAACUUUGAAAAAAAUUCAUAAUAAAGUAUGGGUGUGAUCGAAGCAGACGUGGAAAUGAAGAACGCAGACAGCCCGCCAGGUUUGGAGGGCGGCGACAGCAAAAGGGACACGGAUAUACAGGGUGUGAUGGAAAUUCGCGAGCAAGCAAGACAAAUCGAAAAAGCGGUGGCGAAUAAAGAAAACCGCUUUAUUUUGAGGGUUUUGAGGUGCUUGCCGAACACGAGACGCAAAUUGAACGGUAUAGUGCUGAGAAGUUUGAUCUCCCAGAUAUAUCCUUUGUCCGAACGGGAAGCUUUGUUGUCUUUUGUUGAAGAGGCUGUAGGGUCUGAGAUUGAUUCUCAGACGAGGGCGAGAUCAGCAACUAAAACCCCCGUGUCGGAAGUUGACUUGUACAUCCAUCUCAUCAUUCUGGUACGUUUGAUUGAUACAAACAAACUAGAAGAAGCCUUACGGUGCUCCCAGGCUUUAAUGGGUAAAAUCACCAGUCAAAACAGACGUACUUCGGAUCAUAUUGCAGCUAAAUGCUAUUUCUACCACUCCCGCGUCGCCGAAUUAACCGACAAACUUGAUACAAUUCGUGCGUUCCUACAUGCACGGUUAAGAACAGCCACACUGAGAAAUGACUUUGAAGGGCAAGCUGUGCUUAUAAACUGCCUAUUAAGAAACUAUCUGCAUUACUCUCUAUACGAUCAAUCAGAUAAAUUGGUGAGCAAAUGCGUUUUUCCUGAAACUGCAAGUAACAAUGAGUGGGCAAGAUUUCUGUACUAUUUAGGCAGAAUUAAGGCUGCCAGGUUGGAGUACAGUGUGGCCCACAAACAUUUGGUGCAAGCUAUGAGAAAAUCUCCGCAAAACGCCGCUGUCGGUUUCAGGCAAACAGUACAGAAGUUACUGGUGGUUGUAGAGUUAUUAUUGGGUGAUAUCCCUGAGCGUCAAAUAUUCAGACAGGCUAGUAUGAGGCAUUCUCUGGCCCCAUACUUCCAACUCACUCAGGCAGUGCGUAUGGGAAAUUUGCAACGAUUUGGGGAAGUUUUGGAGAACUUUGGGCCCCAAUUCCGAGCCGACCACACUUUCACCCUGAUCCUGCGUUUGCGCCACAACGUGAUCAAAACCGCUAUAAGAUCCAUUGGAUUGUCAUACUCAAGAAUAUCCCCACAAGAUAUUGCUAAAAAACUAGGCCUGGACUCUGCUGAAGAUGCCGAAUUUAUCGUAGCUAAGGCCAUUCGUGAUGGGGUUAUCGAAGCAACUUUGGACCCCCAGGGGGGUUAUAUGCGAAGCAAGGAAAGCACCGACAUCUACUGCACAAAAGAACCCCAAAUGGCCUUCCAUCAACGUAUUUCAUUCUGUCUCGAUUUGCAUAAUCAAAGUGUUAAAGCUAUGAGAUACCCUCCAAAGGCUUAUGGUAAAGAGUUGGAGUCUGCAGAGGAACGCCGCGAAAGGGAACAGCAAGAUUUAGAACUUGCCAAGGAAAUGGCUGAAGAGGAUGAUGAUGGUUUCCCCUAGACAUUUAUUUAAAUCUGUGUGGUUUACUUUUUUUCAUAUAUUAUAUGCUUUGUAUUUUUUAGUUAAAUAAAUACAUCUUAUUUAA
This is a messenger RNA of Brassicogethes aeneus, 1652 nucleotides long. NCBI's taxonomy places the organism in Eukaryota, Metazoa, Arthropoda, Insecta, Coleoptera, Nitidulidae. The record is from the annotation of a GenBank genome assembly.